Molecule: messenger RNA, 220 nt
Organism: Perkinsus marinus ATCC 50983
Lineage: Eukaryota; Perkinsozoa; Perkinsida; Perkinsidae
Exons: 1
Source: RefSeq, a predicted model, not a curated record
GCUCUAAUGUCACUCCGCCGAGCAGCUCGUCACUGGUGGUAUACUUCAGCGGAGUGGGCCCGCAGGCAGUGGGGCGACACGUCACGCUCAGCUGCAGUGGUCAGGCUGAGUAUUGGUCCUCGGUGCUCAAGGCGUGGCCGCCGAAGAUCCGUGUGGGGAAGCCUCGUCCAGCUAAUGCAGAGGAAGGAACCGAUAAGGUACUGAGGCGGGAGGAGAUCAG